Messenger RNA from Tribolium madens (black flour beetle), 2376 nucleotides. RefSeq names its product eIF-2-alpha kinase activator GCN1-like. Lineage: Eukaryota; Metazoa; Arthropoda; Insecta; Coleoptera; Tenebrionidae. The transcript is spliced from 8 exons. The coding region runs from base 220 to 2376 and encodes 718 amino acids. Gene Ontology annotation, cellular component: cytosol. Gene Ontology annotation, molecular function: protein kinase regulator activity. The record is from RefSeq and is a predicted model, not a curated record. Gene Ontology annotation, biological process: cellular response to amino acid starvation; regulation of translation.
GGUAUAGCGUGUUGCCUACUACAAUGUCCAUUUGUUAAUAAACUAUUUGGUCUAAAUUCUCGAGUUUUUUUCUCUUAGACACACAGUGCUUAAGAAUUGAACGAUCACAUCAAAAUUAAUCCUUUGACAAGGCCAGCUGACCCUAAAACAGUCACAACUGUAACUUAACCUCAAAAUCGGCCCAGUACUGUCAUGUGUCAAAAAAUAUAAUUCGGAAAGAUGGCAGAUACAGAGCUUGCAAAAGCCCUGAAAGAUCUUCCGUACAGAGUCCAAACUGCGAGUUUAAAACAGCGAAAAGAGGUUAUUGAAAGUGUCAUUGAUGUUUUGCAAAAUCCCGCAAUCAAUGAGAGUAUCAUCAAAGGAAUAUGUCGAGUGAUUCAGUUAACUUUGCCUCGAUAUCGCGACAGUUCUUCUCAAGUCCUUGUGAGAAACCUGAUUGUAGCAUUGCUUGAAAAACAUUCCGAUUUUGCUAUAAAAUGUCUGACUUUAAUGCUAAUGGAUAUUGCAACCCAACACAAGAAUCUUGUCGUGACUACAAAUACGUGUCAGACGGGGUUGUAUGCCUUGCAUUGGUCCUGUUUGGUGGUUACAGUUGGGUGGAGAGUCAACCAAAACAACGUUCUCGAGACUCACCUAUCACAAAUAAUCGAGGUUCAAUCUGUUUUGUUGACCACAGUAGUAGCGGCAGGGAUCGAAAAACGCUCAACUAAAGCGUUCAAUCUUUUAAAUAAUUUAUGGAAUUCGGUACCAGAAAGUGAAAAAUUGUAUUUAGAUAAAUUAAGAGAGUUAGAACAGACGCAAUAUGUGGUUGUUUUAGCAGCAGCUAUAGCUAAACGACUGACUUGUAUUAAUAAAAGUGGUUUAAUAAGUGAUUAUAUUAAUUCACUUUUGGAAACUUUUAUUAAGAAUUUUGUCAGUUGUAAAACAAGACCAUUACCGAAUGUUAUAAUAGCGACUUAUCCGUUAUUAAAACAAGUCAGUCUUGAUUUAUUCAAGAAGAAUCUUUGGGCUUCACUUCAGAAAGCAAUGUUGCGUAAUCCUGAAGUAAUCUUAGAGUGUGUUGGACUGGUAAUUUCAGGACUUUGUAUAGACUUGAGCACUUGUGCUGUUGAAAUAGGAAACAGUCUCAUUGCAAAUUUAUAUUCUAAAGACGACCAAGCAAGAAACGAAGCUGCCGAUGCCUGCAAACGUCUAGCUGAACAAAUUAAAGACCCCAAAGCUGUCACUGAUUUGUUGAAAAAAACUUUCGCCGUGUUUCACGGGUCUGAAGGAAAACUGACUGUUGUUGAUCAUAAAAUUAGCGUUUUGCAAGCCGCCGGUUAUUUCAGCUAUAACAGUGUGCCAGAAGAGAAUUUAGGUGAAGUAUUAGUCAAUGCAUCGGAUUGUUUCUUGAAGAUAUUGGAGACUGAGGUUCAUGAGAAGACGCUUUGUCAUGCUUUGGAGAUGUUUGCUUUGUGGGGUUGCAAAUUUGAGAAGGAGGUGCCUGGCAAGGUUGUGGAAGCGUUUAAGAAUGGGAUGGUAUUGAAGACAUCUACCCCUCUAGUCCGCAUAUCAUACAUAAAAUGCAUGCUCACUUGUUUCAAUCGCAACACGAUUCAUCAAGCCACAACUUUAAUCCCAGUUUUGCUGAAAUCAGUCGACCGAGCUGUCGCACAAUCUGCCCAGUGUCUCCCUGUAACAGAAGGCUUGUGUGCCACUUGCAUGCUUCUUAAAAUAAUCUCAGUGAUUGGAGAAAAAGAAAACAAUUUUCAAAACCUCUGGAAUAUUCUUCUCGACAUGGACAAACAGAUUUUUGUCUCUGAAAAAUUCCUUUCGACCACCGGAGACGACGGCUUGAUCUAUGUCAUGCAACUAUGCGAAAACCUCCUCGUCGAUCAUUGUAAAAUACUCAAUGGAAAAAAUUCACCACUUCAUCGAGCCGUCUUAUACUGUGUGAUAUUCGGAUCGGCGAAAGUGCGACGUAAAUGUUUGACGAUUCUCAAGAGGAUGGUGGCGUCGUCGCCUAAGGCGGCUCUAGCACGAGCUUUGUUCAGAGAAUUAUUGAAUUUUCUCGAAACUGUUAAAAUUCAAGGAGAGAACAAUAUGGAAAUGUCGAGUCAUGCGCUAGUCGAGUGUAUCACUUCGUUGUGUUCGUCGCAGGAUUUAGCACCUGAAGAUGUUCAAUUGUUGGCUUUGGAUGCUUUUCUUCCGGCUCAUUAUCCUUCGGUUGUCGCCGUUGCAUCCGAUUUGUGGGUCAAAAUCACCAAACAUUUGAAUGUCAAACCUAAAAUUUUAAUUGCUCAACAAGCUGAGUUUUUUAAGAAGGUUUUGGUGCAGGAAUAUGUCACUUCCCCGUUAGUCCAGUCAGUAGGGAGUUAUGCCCAAAAGGUGGGGUAG